AUGGCGAACCUCGACACUCCUCUCAAGAAGGGCAGCAGCCGAAAACUGCAGAAGCGAAACCCCAAUCUCAACCGCCUGCCCUCGUCGCAUAUUCCUUCUCGCCUCCGACUCGGUGCCGAUGCCCAGGAAGAUGUAACAGCGCCUACCCGAGGCCACAACGCGCCAGCACAAUACAUGAACCAGUCCAUUUUCUCCAUGAUUGCGGCGGCAGGGUCGCGCACGGAUUUCAAUGCCAGAUUUGAUGAAUCCAGUGACAGUGACGAUGAGAUUAUCGAAAAGGAGCAGACAACCACAGAGGGUGAAUCGCACGCGGCCCCUCGAGGAACUGAGUCGAAGGCGGCACAGGCGGUGACAAGGAAAGACGGAAAGACCUCGAAAAGCCAACGUCUUUUGGGCGGUCGACCGGUACAGUCAUUGGAACGACCGUCUUCAAGGCCUGCGAGAUUGGAGGAAAUAGAGCCGCCUCCUCGGCAAAGCCCCAGCCCUCAAAGCGAUGCCACCUCAAAGUCCUCUAGAAGCAAUCCGCGAGAUGCACCGGUGUUGAGCAGACUCAUCACCGCCGAAGCUGAGUUCCAAGAGUGUGCCGAGGCGGGUGAGGAAGGGUCGUCGUCUCCCAGAGGCCAGAAAUCAAGAAGCAGACGCGAAUCCUCCCCACAGACGCUCCUUGCCACGAGACUGAUGGAAAUUUUUGGAUUCGAAAAGCCAGAACAGGUUGUGGCCGAGUAUCCAUGUUGGUUACUGCAGAGCGUGCUCCUCCAGGGCUACCUAUACAUCACCGAGCACCAUAUUUGCUUUUACGCAUAUUUACCCAAAAAAUCACAUACUGUCUCCAAAACUGGAUACCUGUCGAAGAAGGGCCGGACAACGUCAAAGUACAAGAGAUAUUGGUUUUCCUUGAAGGGAGACGUGCUGUCAUAUUACUCUGAUCCGUCCAACCUCUAUUUUCCCUCUGGAAACAUCGAUCUCCGAUACAGCAUGUCUGCCGGCUUUUCGAGUGAGAAAAGUAAACAGAAGGAAUGCAAAGACUUUUCAGUGACGACAGAUCACCGCACGUAUCAUUUCCGUGCCGACAGUGCUUCGAGCGCCAAAGAAUGGGUGCAGACAUUGCAAAAGACAGUCUUUCGCUCUCACAACGAUGGCGACAGCGUGAAAAUAUCCCUCCCUGUCGAUAACAUUAUCGACUUUGAAGAGAGCCCCGUUGUCGAGUUCGCUGAGACAGUCAAGAUUAGGGUGAUCGAGAGUGGUGAUUCCUAUGCGAUUGACGAAUAUUUCUUUUCUUUUUUCAGCUUUGGCCAAGAUGCGCUACAGGUUCUCGGAGGGUUACUCACCGAAGCUCCAACGGGACGGACAUCUGAAGAUCUAUGGUCACCAACGAGGAGAGGUGACACCAUGUUGAGUCCCCAGGCCAUGUCAUCUGCCCGGCGCCACUCCUCGGAUGUUGUGUCAGGCAGUCCCAGAGCCCAGUCAAGCCCACCUCUCAAAGACAACGUUCGAACAACCCUGCUGCCAUUUUCCCUUGGCAGUGAUGGCAGAAUGCCUCCGGGGAUGAGCGGAGAGUUUUCGCGCGGUGACAGUCCUUCCCGUUCCAGCGGCGACUUUGGUGGUGAAUAUGGUCGAGCCAGCUUUGACCGAGGUCGGAGAAGUGGCAGUACAAGUCGACUGGACGUGAGCAAAUCGAGACGAACCGGUCGAUCCCCGCUUGCGCGGCACCACGAUUCAGAAGAUUCAUAUGUUCAGUCGAUCGACAAAGAGACGGACUCGUCGACUGCCCCGUUAUCUCCCGGAGUGGAAGCGCAGAUGUCGGCCAGUCAAAUUCUAUCCCGGAGCGACGUGUUUCAUCCUCGUGCUGCCCAUCGAAUGGAGACGUUCACUUCUCUGUCAACAGAGCCUACAAGAAAAUCGUCCGAGGCGGGCACAAUUCUUUCCAGUUCUCCGCGUCGGGAAACGACCUCCCCGAUCCCAAUUCGAUGGAUGGCAGACGCAGCGGGCCAUGCCUCGAAUGACCGCCGAGCCACAGCACCGGAGGACGUCGUGUUUUCAGAACUGGAACGUGACAAGAAAUUGUCCAGAAAUGACCCCCCGCCAACCCUGCAGGACCUGGUCAAGGCGGGGACUUAUCCUCUUCAACGCGCAGGGGCCCUCGCCGACUAUCUCAAAAAUCGGUCGGUCUCCAUGCGAAAACUCCUGGCGACGGAAUCCAUGUCGUACCUGGAAAAGGUUUCGGGCAUGUGGGCUGGAAACAGGAAACACUAUGGUGAAAAUGAAGGCAUCGUGCCCGAUGACAAAGGUAUCGACCCAGAAGAUGAAGAAGCUAAUGUCGGCCACGGCGAUCGAUUCCGGGCACAUUUUGCUCUGCCCACGACCGAAAAACUCCAAGCGACUUACUUUGGCUUUAUUCAUCGCGUCCUUCCGCUGUACGGGAAGAUAUACAUCAGCAAUCGCAAAUUUUGUUUUCGGAGCCUACUUCCGGGAACGCGGACGAAGCUCGUGUUGCCGUUGAAGGAUAUUGAAAACGUGGACAAGGAAAAGGGCUUUCGAUUCGGGUACCAUGGCCUGGUCUUGGUGAUCCGGGGCCAUGAAGAGCUCUUUUUUGAAUUCAGCUCUGCGGAGCAUCGCGACGAUUGUACCGUGACCCUUUUGCACAGCCUGGAAACCGCUCGGUACAUGGCGGAAUCUGGGCUACUGGCACAACAGGACGAGGAUGAUGCCGAAAUCGCCAAGGAAGAGCAUCGCAUGCUUCAAGAAGCCCGUCGGAUUUCGGCUGGCGAACAUCACCUUGUGUUGCCCGACACGGCCGAAACCAUCUACAGCCAUGAAGAAUCUCCGCCGGUCCUGUUCGAUGAUCCCCACGCGUCCAUCAUCAACUUUAAGCCCACGACGCCGUUGCGAAUUACCUGCCUCACGGUCGGCUCGAGAGGAGAUGUGCAACCCUACAUUGCUUUGUGCAAAGGCCUCCUGGCCGAGGGUCACAAACCCAGAAUCGCCACGCAUGCGGAAUUCGGUGCCUGGGUGCGGAAGCACGGCAUUGAAUUUCGACCCGUUGACGGCGAUCCGGCCGAGCUGAUGAGAAUCUGUGUGGAGAACGGCAUGUUCACGUAUUCGUUCCUUCGAGAAGCCUCGGCCAAGUUUCGCACAUGGAUUGACGAACUGCUCACGUCCGCCUGGCACGCGUGUCAAGACAGUGACUUGUUGAUUGAAUCACCGAGCGCCAUGGCGGGCAUUCAUAUUGCAGAAGCGCUUGGUAUUCCAUAUUUCCGGGCCUUUACCAUGCCCUGGACCCGGACUCGAGCCUACCCACAUGCGUUUGCGGUGCCCGAACACAAAAUCGGGGGAGCUUACAAUUACUACUCGUACGUCAUGUUUGACAAUGUGUUCUGGAAAGCCAUCGCCGGACAGGUCAACCGGUGGCGGAAGAAAGAACUUGGACUCCGUAGCACCAACUUGGACAAGAUGCAACCAAACAAGGUGCCAUUUCUGUACAACUUUUCGCCUCAUGUGGUGGUCCCGCCAUUGGAUUACAGCGACUGGGUUCGAGUUACCGGGUACUGGUUCCUCAACGAAGCGCAAGGUUGGACGCCGCCGGCAGAGCUCACCGCUUUCAUCCAAAAGGCCCGUGAUGACCACAAAAAGCUCGUCUAUAUUGGAUUUGGAUCCAUUGUGGUUUCAGAUCCGGCCGCCCUGACGAAAACCGUGGUUGAUUCGGUCAUAAAGGCGGAUGUCCGAUGCAUUUUAUCCAAAGGCUGGAGUGACCGGUUGGGAGAUCCGGCGGCCGUCAAGACGGAAGUUCCCUUGCCCCCGGAGAUUCUUCAGAUCAAGUCUGCACCACAUGACUGGUUGUUCGCGCAAAUCGACGCGGCCGUGCACCACGGCGGGGCUGGGACCACCGGAGCAAGCCUGCGAGCUGGCGUCCCCACCGUGAUCAAGCCAUUUUUCGGAGACCAAUUCUUCUCUGGAUCACGUGUGGAGGAUCUGGGGGUUGGCAUUUGCCUGAAGAAAGUCAAUGUCAGCCUGUUCUCGCGGGCAUUGUGGGAAGCCACCCACAGCGAACGGAUGAUUGUUAAAGCACGGCUACUCGGAGAACAGAUCCGCAAGGAGGAUGGUGUGCAAACGGCCAUUCGGGCGAUUUAUCGCGAUCUGGAAUACGCCAAAACGUUGAUCAAGCCACGUCCAGCAAUCGAAGGAUCCGCGGCCAUCGCGGCUGCCGAUUUUGAUGACGGAGGCGACAUUGAAGAAAGUUGGACAUUCAUUGGCGAUGAGAGCGACCCCGAACUCCAACGACGGAUGCACGAUUGGGAAUCUCCCGCUCGUGGUCGUGCGCCGAGAGUGAGCAUGGACCGGGCCGGGCUGCGAGCUGUCCAAGGCGUCGAACCCGUGAGGAAACACAGUGUCAAGCGAUGA
Messenger RNA from Rhinocladiella mackenziei CBS 650.93, 4398 nucleotides. RefSeq lists its product as uncharacterized. Bases 1 to 4398 code for a protein of 1465 amino acids. The transcript has 3 exons. Gene Ontology annotation, molecular function: hexosyltransferase activity; UDP-glycosyltransferase activity. The record is from RefSeq and is a predicted model, not a curated record. Gene Ontology annotation, biological process: carbohydrate metabolic process. NCBI's taxonomy places the organism in Eukaryota, Fungi, Ascomycota, Eurotiomycetes, Chaetothyriales, Herpotrichiellaceae.